AUGGAUCAGAACGGCUAUAACUCCUCGGUGCUGCAGCGGCCACCACAGAGAGAAGAUGGUGGAGAUGAUGACCGAGACUCCCGUCCGCAUCACCAUCAUCAUCACCACCAUCAUCACCAUCACCACAACAAUAGGCGUGAAGGUGACUCAGCUGGACCUGGGCCUAUAGUGGGAGAACCGGCGACAGCCUCAUCGAAUGCAGGCGGCGCGAAUGUGCAUCAGCACUCCACCUUUAGUCUGCGCUCACCCAAGUCAGAAUACCGUCCUCCUCCCUUUACAUCUCCCAACGGCCAUAGCCAUAGUCAUAGCCACAGCCAUCAAAACACUCCAAGUGCCGGCCAUUCCCUUCACUCCCCGCCUCGUCCAGCAUUGCCCAAUCCCUACAUGUCAUCGUCCACGGGCGCACCCGGCGGCCCCGUCGCUCCAUCACUUCCACCUCCUGUAGGCCUCAACUCAUCAUCACCCGGAUCGUCAGCAGCAGGACUUCAUCAGCAGCAGCAUCAUCGCCAACCUCCAGCACAACCGCCUGCUGGUCCUCCGCCCGUGUCGCCGCUGCACCCUCCUGUUGCAUACUACCCUCCCGGGUCGAACCACGACAUUUAUAUACCGCGUGAAACCAAACCUGCAUCGCGAGGUUUUUACGACCCUACAACUGAUACAACAAAGGAACGUCGAGUUUCUGACGCGGCGACGCCUGGAGCCUCCUGGCACAACGCCAACGCCAACGCCAACGCGCCCCCGGUUGGCACUCCAAAGGCUCGCGACCCGUACCCUUAUUCGCAAUCUGCCGAACAAAGUACUCCUUCUUAUUACAACGGCUCUUACACAUCUCCACGAGGUCCAUCAUAUAGUCGACCGCGAAGUCCAGCAUCGCAUUCGCAUCAGAAUCCUCCAGCUGGUUCUCUCAGCCCUCCGGGGCGACAAUCUCUACUAGCUUCUCCAAGUGCGAGACAUGGUGCUACGGCCAACAUGACUUCUACUAACGGGGCUUCUGCCCUUACACCUUACAAGUCUGAUCUUGCAGCUCCAUCACCACCAAAGCCGGCACCGGCAAGCACAUCAAGGGCAAACCCGAUGUCUUUUGACAGCAUCCUCUCCAGCUCUGAGCCCGCUCGAAAACCCAAAGAACAAUCGCCUUUAAUUUCACGAGAAGCCGAACUCGAUAUCAAGCAAGAGCGAGAUCCCAGACGUGAUCGAGAACCGAAGCGCGACUCGCGGGAACCAAAACAGACAAAACGCUCCCUAGAGCCCGAAGUGGAUCACGACACAGAGGUUGAAAAAGAUGUCGAGACUGAGCCUGAACCUUUCCCUGGUAGAGACAAAGAAAGAGAGCCUCCUGCCAAGAAGCGAGGAGGUCGAAAGUCGACAAAGGGCCGUGCUUCUGAUAUUCGAGAUGCCGCUACGCCUAAAAAUGGCCGCAGACUAUCGAUUAAGAAGGAAUCACCAACACCUCGACUUCCCGCUAAGCGACAAGCAAAUGGCCUCCCUAAGCCAAAAACUUGGUCAGCAGAGAUGGAGAAGAAGAUUCAGAACGCCGAGACACAGAUUGACAACAGGGCUUCAAACAUGGAACCGGAUGAAUUUGAUCAGCAGCAAUACAAAGAGCGAGCUCAGAAGCGACGACGCGUAAUGGAUCAACUCGACCUGGAACAUGGUCUCUCCCGGCGCGCCGCCUUUGCGACUUCAACCGGCAAGAAGCUCGUACUCCAUGCAGAGCUUGGUAAACGACGCUACGACGACGUGUUUUAUGACGAAGCACUCCAUGAGGUCCGCGAACAAGAAGUCUACGCCGAAAAGGAGCGUAAGAAGGAUAUGCAGCGCAAGCGACGACGUGAGAAGUCAAUGGCUGUUACCAUGGAGCAGAAAGAAGCAGCCCUGGCUCGCGCCGAGGCUGCUGAAGACGAAACCGAACGGCAGAAACAUCUUCGAGAUGCUGAACGCGCUAGUAAGAAGGCACAGCAGACGAAACUCAUUCUCCAAAAGGGUAUCAAGGGUCCUGCCCGUAAUUUGGAGCUUAACCUGGAGGGUGGCACCAUGUCUUCAUUCCAGGCUUCUGAUGUGGAAUCUGGGGAAGCCGGCACACCAUCUGGCAAGCGAAAGGGCAAGGGCCGUAGCGGACCUCGCCUCAAAAAGUCGAAGGAGCAAAAGCAAGCCGAAAAGGAUUCUGCUGAAGCCGCUCAAGCUGCUCUUGAUGCCGGAGAGGAGCUACCAACCAAAGAAGAGAACCGGGUUCGGAUCAAGAUCAAGAAAACCAAGAAAGAUCCUUCUGCUGAGAAUGAGAAAGACAAGGACGACGGCGAUAAGACCGAAGACGAGCCUGUCGAGAAGAAAAGCAAGAAGAGCAAAGACAAAGACAAAGACAAGGAGAAGGUCGACGACAUCCCCGACAACGAGAAACGGUUCAUGUCCAAGGGUUACAACCAGAUUUACGACCAGAUUUGGCGAGACAUGGCUCGCAAAGAUGUCAACAAGACCUUCAAGCUUGCUGUGGAUUCUUAUGCCACAAAAGCCUCAAAUCUUAAAAAGACAGCCAUCUUGGCAUCGAAGGAAGCAAAGCGCUGGCAAUUACGGACAAAUAAGGGCACCAAAGAUCUCCAAGCUCGUGCAAAGCGUGUUAUGCGUGACAUGAUGGGCUUUUGGAAGCGUAACGAGCGAGAAGAACGAGAUCUCCGCAAGGCUGCUGAGAAGCAGGAGAUCGAGAAUGCCCGAAAAGAAGAAGCCGACCGUGAAGCUGCCCGUCAAAAGAGAAAGCUUAACUUCCUUAUCUCGCAGACUGAGCUGUACUCUCACUUCAUCGGCAAGAAGAUUAAGACUGAUGAGGUAGAACGAAGUACCGACAACCCGGAUGUCGCCAAGGACGCCCACCAGAUUGACCAGCAGAAACUCGAUAUCGACGAGCCGACAGGACCAGUCACUGGCAAGGUUACCAACUUUGAGAACCUUGACUUCGAGGAGGGCAGCGAAGAGGCUCUCCGUGCUGCUGCUAUGGCCAACGCUCAGAAUGCCAUCGCCGAGGCCCAGAAGAAGGCCCGUGACUUCAACAACCAGGGUCUUGACAUGGAUGAAGAGGGCGAGAUGAACUUCCAGAACCCCACAGGCCUGGGCGACGUCGAGAUCGAACAACCGAAGCUUAUCAAUGCCCAACUCAAGGAAUACCAGCUCAAGGGCCUCAACUGGCUUGUCAAUUUAUACGAGCAGGGUAUCAACGGUAUUUUGGCAGAUGAAAUGGGUCUCGGAAAGACUGUACAGUCCAUCUCCGUCAUGGCUUACCUUGCUGAGAAGCACGAUAUUUGGGGCCCCUUCCUUGUUGUCGCUCCUGCUUCUACUCUACACAACUGGCAGCAGGAAAUCGCCAAGUUCGUCCCCGAAUUCAAGAUUCUCCCCUACUGGGGUGGCGCCAACGAUCGAAAAGUUCUCCGAAAGUUCUGGGAUCGUAAGCAUACGACAUACCGAAAAGACGCUCCUUUCCACGUUUGUGUUACUUCGUAUCAGCUGGUUGUCUCUGAUGUGGCCUACUUCCAGAAGAUGAGAUGGCAAUACAUGAUUCUUGAUGAAGCCCAAGCCAUCAAGAGUUCUCAAAGUUCUCGAUGGAAGGCAUUGCUCAACUUCCACUGCCGAAACCGCUUGCUUCUCACUGGUACACCCAUCCAGAACAACAUGCAAGAACUUUGGGCUCUUCUGCAUUUCAUCAUGCCGUCACUCUUCGACUCACACGACGAGUUCAGCGAAUGGUUCUCAAAGGAUAUUGAGUCUCACGCACAGAGUAAUACAAAGCUCAAUGAGGACCAGCUCAAGCGUCUGCACAUGAUUCUCAAGCCUUUCAUGCUUCGUCGUGUCAAGAAGCAUGUGCAGAAGGAGCUCGGUGACAAGAUUGAGAUGGACAUCUUCUGUGAUCUCACUUACAGACAACGCGCGUAUUACAGUAAUCUUCGAAACCAGAUUAACAUUAUGGAUCUCGUCGAAAAGGCUACCAUGGGUGACGACCAGGAUUCGGGUACACUGAUGAACUUGGUCAUGCAGUUCCGAAAGGUCUGUAACCAUCCUGAUCUCUUUGAGCGCGCCGAGGUCAAUUCGCCAUUUGCUUGCGCCUACUUUGCUGAGACCGCAUCGUUUGUCCGUGAGGGUAGCGAAGUUGCCGUGGGUUACUCAAGUCGCAACUUGAUCGAAUACGAGCUCCCUCGCCUCAUCUGGAGAAAGGGAGGCCGAAUCAACAAGGCAGGCCCGGAUAGUCAAGUUGCAGGCUGGAAGAACCAGGCAUUGAAUCACAUGAUGAAUGUCUGGAGCCCAGACAACAUCCGCGAGAGCUGUGAUGGAUCAAAGGCAUUCUCGUGGCUUAGGUUUGCUGACACUUCUCCCUACGAGGCUUAUGAGGCCACGCACCAAAGCUUGAUUGUCCGAGCUGCCAAAGAGCUUCAGAAACGCGACAGACUUGGAUACAUGAAUGUGGCCUACACUGAUACUGAGGAUAAGAACUACACUCCCGCCCAUGCCCUUUUCCAGAUUCAGGCGCGACAGAACCGAAAGCCUCUAGCCGACAUUACCAGCGAAGGUGUCUUGACCCAAUUGAUGAAUGUCGCUCAAUCAGACUACAACGAGUCUGGUCUUGGCCGUCUGGAACCUGCUGGUAGACCUCGCGCUUCAGCACCUCCAAUCCAGGUGUCUUGCCGCAGUUGGGGCUCUGAGGCCGAACGUAGCGAAGCCUUGUUUAACGCACCAAUCCGCAAGAUUCUCUAUGGCCCUACCUUUUUUGAGGAGAAGGCUCUCGUGGAGAAGAAGCUUCCCAUGGAGUUAUGGCCCACUCGCGAGAUGCUGCCUAAGCCUGAUCAUGAGAAGAAGGGCUUCACCAACAUCUCUGUUCCUUCUAUGCGGCGCUUCGUUACUGACAGUGGCAAGCUGGCUAAGCUUGAUGAAUUGCUGUUUAAGCUCAAGAGCGAGGGCCAUCGUGUACUUCUCUACUUCCAGAUGACUCGCAUGAUCGAUAUGAUGGAAGAGUACUUGACUUACCGCAACUACAAGUACUGUCGACUUGAUGGUUCUACCAAGCUGGAGGAUCGACGAGACACCGUGCACGACUUUCAGACUCGUCCCGAGAUUUUCAUCUUCCUUCUGUCUACUCGUGCUGGUGGUCUUGGUAUCAACCUUACAUCCGCCGAUACUGUCAUCUUCUACGACUCCGAUUGGAACCCCACCAUCGAUUCGCAAGCCAUGGAUCGAGCACAUCGUCUGGGUCAGACCAAGCAGGUCACAGUCUAUCGUCUCAUCACGCGCGGCACAAUCGAAGAGCGCAUCCGUAAGAGAGCGAUGCAGAAGGAAGAGGUUCAACGUGUCGUCAUCCAAGGUGGCGGUGCAAGCGUUGAUUUCUCAGGCCGUCGUGCUCCCGAGAACCGCAACCGUGAUAUUGCUAUGUGGCUUGCCGAUGAUGAGCAAGCUGAGAUGAUCGAGCGCCGUGAAAAAGAGCUCCUCGAGUCAGGCGAGCUUGAGAAGCAGCAAAAGAAGAAGGGCGGCAAGCGACGUAAGGCCGAGAACACGGCCAGUCUGGAUGAGAUGUAUCAUGAAGGCGAGGGCAACUUUGAUGAUGGUUCCAAAGGCGUAUCUGGUACAGCAACACCAGCUACCGCAGCCACACCUGGUGACAGUGAUAGCAAAGGCAAGAAGGGUAGAAAGGGGACAAAGCGAGCCAAGACGGCGAAGCAAAGAUUAGCGAUUGCUGAUGGUAUGAUGGAGUAA
Molecule: messenger RNA, 5727 nt
Organism: Fusarium proliferatum ET1
Lineage: Eukaryota; Fungi; Ascomycota; Sordariomycetes; Hypocreales; Nectriaceae
Exons: 4
Coding region: 1-5727 (1908 amino acids)
Biological process (GO): chromatin remodeling; DNA repair; DNA-templated transcription
Cellular component (GO): nucleus; Ino80 complex
Molecular function (GO): histone binding; ATP hydrolysis activity; ATP-dependent chromatin remodeler activity
Source: RefSeq, a predicted model, not a curated record